This is a messenger RNA of Punctularia strigosozonata HHB-11173 SS5, 714 nucleotides long. RefSeq names its product DUF1754-domain-containing protein. The transcript is spliced from 3 exons. The record is from RefSeq and is a predicted model, not a curated record. The coding region runs from base 1 to 714 and encodes 237 amino acids. Gene Ontology annotation, cellular component: nucleolus. NCBI's taxonomy places the organism in Eukaryota, Fungi, Basidiomycota, Agaricomycetes, Corticiales, Punctulariaceae.
AUGUCCGACUAUGACUUCCGCCCCGGGGGGUCGUUGAAGUUGAAGGGUGGUGUCACUGAGGGGGGUAUUGUGAAGAAGUGGAAGUCCCAUUCCAAAGUCGAGAAAGAACGCGAACGGGAAAGAGCGGAAGAUACGCUGCGCAAAGAGGAGGAACGGAGUCGUUCAGGAACUCCCUCAGGCAGCAACAAGGACCUUCCAGCGGUUUCCGGUAGCAAUGAGAAGAAAACCGAAGCCGAGAAACGAUUCGAAGCUAUCCAGCGCCAACGGAUGGCUACUCGUGUGGCUAAGCUCGCCAACAAAACUCACAAGGACCGAGUUAACGAGUUCAACGCCAAACUAGAGGCCCUGAGCGAGCACCAUGACAUCCCCAAAGUAAUCCCAUCCUCUCGGAUUCUCGCCACCUCACUCACCACUCUCGCAGGUUGGGCCAGGAUAACACCGAGCGGGUGUUCUCGAAUCAGCUUGUUGUUGCGUGGGUGGCGGCAUUUGCUUGCAGGGUACAGUACACUACUUCCAGGCGGUCCUUGGUCCUCGUGUUCGUCGCCUUGGGGCUGUCAUGUAUUUUGCGAAUGCUCCUUGUAUGAUAGCUUGGAAAACGUGCGAAUCAUUCGUGUAAUCUCCAAUCUCGGGAGUUCAAAUAGACAUGACGAAGUCCAAUCAGAGUGCUUCUUUGCUCCUACCCUCAACAAGGCUCGCUUGCUGGCGCUGCGAUGA